GCCCUUUAAAAAAGAAGAAAGCUGCCCGUUUGGCCAAACUCAAAGCUUGGAGUUUUGAGAGGUGGUUGCUUGGGGUUCCCGACAAUUCCGCUGGUGUCUAUAUAUUCCCAGAUCGCUCGCUCUUGGAUCUCAACUGAUCACUAUCCAUCCCCUCUCUCUCGUCUUCGUUCUUCGUCGUCUCGAUUCGGGCAUCAUUGGGAUGGCUUCCACCGCCGAGAAGCUCUCGGGGCUCAGCAUCAGCGAUGACUGUGCGUCCUGCCCGAACCUUCAGAAGAAUCUCGGAAUUCUCUCCCCGGAUGAGGUUGAACUUGCAAAAACGUUGUUGCAUGAGGGACAGAGUCAUCUUUUUGAUCAUUGGCCAGACCUAGGUGUCGAUGAUGACAAAAAGAAGGGUUUCCUCAAACAGGUUGCUCUUCUUAAUUCAAGUUAUCCUGGUGGUUUGGUACAAUAUAUUCAAAAUGCAAGAAAGCUACUAGCAGAUUCAAAGGCUGGGAAAAAUCCAUAUGAUGGUUUCACUCCUUCUGUUCCUUCGGGAGAGGUCCUUACAUUUGGUGAUGACAGCUUUACCAUGUUGGAAGAUGCUGGUGUUAGAGAGGUUCACAAGGCUGCAUUUGUCCUGGUUGCAGGUGGGCUAGGGGAACGCCUUGGAUACAAAGGAAUAAAGUUGGCUCUUCCUUCAGAAAUUACUACAGGCCGAUGCUUUCUCCAACAUUAUAUAGAGUCUAUUCUGGCUCUACAGGAGGCUAGUUGUAGAUUGGCACAAGGUCAAUGUCAAGCUGAGAUUCCUUUGGUGAUAAUGACAUCAGAUGACACUCAUGCACCAACUGUAAAGCUUUUGGAAUCAAAUUCUCAUUUUGGAAUGAAGCCUUCACAAGUGAAACUUCUUAAACAGGAAAAAGUGGCAUGCUUAGAUGAUAAUGAUGCAAGGCUUGCAUUAGAUCUAAAUGACAAAUACAAAAUUCAGACAAAGCCUCAUGGGCAUGGCGAUGUACAUGCACUUCUUUAUUCCAGUGGUCUACUUAAUGAAUGGCAGAAUGCAGGUCGAAAAUGGGUUUUGUUUUUCCAGGACACCAAUGGAUUACUCUUUAAGGCAAUACCAGCUGCAUUGGGUGUAAGUUCCACCAAGGGGUACCAUGUUAAUUCUCUUGCUGUUCCUCGGAAAGCAAAAGAAGCUAUUGGAGGAAUAACCAAGCUUACUCAUACCGAUGGAAGGACCAUGGUUAUCAAUGUGGAGUACAAUCAACUUGACCCAUUACUCCGAGCAACUGGGCAUGCUGAUGGAGAUGUGAAUUGCGAAACAGGAUUUUCUCCCUUCCCUGGGAACAUAAAUCAGUUGAUUUUGGAACUUGGACCGUACACCGAGGAGCUUACAAAAACACGAGGUGCCAUUGCAGAGUUUGUUAACCCUAAAUACAAGGAUUCUAGCAAGACAGCAUUUAAAUCCUCAACUCGAUUGGAAUGUAUGAUGCAAGAUUAUCCAAAAACCCUAGCACCAUCAGCAAAAGUUGGAUUUACAGUAAUAGAUACAUGGCUUGGAUAUGCACCUGUGAAGAAUAACCCUGAAGAGGCUGCUAAGGUACCGAAGGGAAAUCCAUACCACAGUGCAACUUCUGGAGAAAUGGCUAUAUAUAGGGCAAAUAGCCUCAUUUUGAGAAAGGCUGGCAUUCAGAUAGCGGACCCUAUGAUUGAUGCAUUCAAUGGACAAGAGGUGGAAGUUUGGCCACGCAUUACAUGGAGCCCUAAGUGGGCAUUAACAUAUGCAGAUGUGAAGAGAAAGGUUAGCGAGGGAAGCUCUAUAUCCCAGAAAUCUACCAUGGUCAUCAAUGGCCAAAAUGUCUUCCUUGAUGGUCUCUCUUUGGAUGGUACUCUUGUUGUGAAUGCCGUUGAUGAAGCUGAGGUGAAAGUUACUGGCCGUAUUCAAAACAAUGGCUGGGCGCUCAAGCAUGUCGAUUACAAGGACAGCUCCAUUCCUGAGGAAAUACGGAUUAGAGGUUUUAAAAUCGACAAGGUUGAACAGCUAGAGAUGAGCUACAGCGAGCCAGGGAAGUUCUGCUGCAGUUCAUGAAUGAGCAUUUCAUGAUGCUAGAUUGCAACAAAUUUGAUUCGUAUUAUGGUGAAAUAAGUAGAUUAAUCUUACUGGGGCUUCGAAUAUUUUUUCUUACCUUAACAAUAAGAUGUGAAUAGCUCUUCUAUUGCAUUUAUGCUCUGUACUUUGAUAGUAUGUUACUUUUACCAUGUUUACUGCUUGCUCAUUCAAUUUUCGCUAGAAUAAUCAAGGGGUGCAGAACAAGUUGUAUAAUCGCUUGCUCCUACAGAGGCUCUUUGUUUUGUUCCAGGAAGUGUACGGAUACACCUUUGAAAAGAAUAAAUCAUGUCUAUCAGGAUCUCAA
This is a messenger RNA of Phoenix dactylifera (date palm), 2390 nucleotides long. RefSeq names its product UDP-sugar pyrophosphorylase (gene USP). The record is from RefSeq and is a predicted model, not a curated record. Gene Ontology annotation, molecular function: UDP-N-acetylglucosamine diphosphorylase activity. NCBI's taxonomy places the organism in Eukaryota, Viridiplantae, Streptophyta, Magnoliopsida, Arecales, Arecaceae. Gene Ontology annotation, biological process: UDP-N-acetylglucosamine biosynthetic process.